AUGCCGGGCCUGGUCAUCAAGGCCAUGCAGCGAGUCCUGAACAGGGCGCUGUCCAAGAUCCUCCCCGCCGCACUCAUGGUGCGCCUGGUGCAGAAGAGCGUGAUCGGACUGGCCAGCCGCGCGGCCCUGGGCUUCCUCCUGGUGUACAGCCUGGCCCUCACGUCCCCCUGCCCGAUCUGCAAAGGCGCCGGCCAAGUGCGGUGGGAGGCCAAGUGGGCGCACGACAUCCCCUGCCCCAAGUGCCUGGACUCCCCCUUGCCGGCCUUCGACGCCGUGAGGCCCGAGGACGUGGUCCCCGGCAUCAGGGAGGUCCUGGCUCGCCAGCAUGCCGCCCUGGACGAGCUGGAGAAGGGGCUGCAGCCCACCUGGUCCGGCAUCGUGGACCCGCUGGAGCGCAUCGCGGACCGCAUGGCACGCGCCUGGGGUACUGUCUCUCACCUGAAGGCGAGAUGGUUGUUUGCGGCCGUCAAGGACAACCCGGCCCUGCGUGAGGCGGUGGAGGAGGUGCAGCCCGAGAAGGUCAAGCUUUCCCUCCGCCUGUCCCAGAGCCAGCCGCUGUACGCAGCCUUCAGGGCGCUCAAGGACGGCCCAGAAUGGGCCUCGCUGUCCGAGGCCCAGCGCCGUGCGGUGGACCUGGAGCUGCGCGACUUCGUGCUGGGCGGCGUGGCGCUGGAGGGCGAGGCGCGCGACCGCUUCAACGCCAUCCAGCAGGAGCUGAGCGCGCUGAGCACCAAGUUCAGCAACAACGUGCUGGACGCGACCAAGGCCUUCAAGCGCCUGAACCGCGCGCUGCGCGAGGAGCUGUACCGCGCCAACAUCACGCGUGCCUCGGCGGGCGCGCUGGACAACACCCCCGUCAUCGAGCGCACGCUGGAGCUGCGGCGGGAGAAGGCCGCGCUGCUGGGCUACGCCUCCUACGCCGAGCUGUCCAUGGCCAGCAAGAUGGCCACGCUGGGCGAGGCGCAGGCGCUGCUGGAGCAGCUGCGCGCCGCGGCGCGCCCCGCCGCCGAGGCCGACCUGCGCGACGUCCAGGCCUUUGCCGCCGGCCGCGGCUUCCAGGGCGACCUGGCGCACUGGGACGUCACCUUCUGGGCGGAGCGCCUGAAGGAGGACAAGUACAGCAUCAGCGACGAGGAGCUGAGGCCCUUCUUCGCCCUGCCCAAUGUCCUGGAGGGCCUGUUUAAACUGGCCAACCGCCUGUUUGGAGUGACCAUCGAAGCCGCUGACGGCCAGGCCCCCAUCUGGCACCCGGACGUCAGGUUCUUCGCGGUGAAGAAGGACGGCCAGCCCAAGGCCUACUUUUACCUGGACCCCUACUCCCGUCCCUCUGAGAAGAGGGGGGGUGCCUGGAUGGACGAGGUGUGCGGACAGUCACGCCUGUUCGCUCAGGAUGGCCAGUCGGUGCGCUUGCCGGUGGCGCACAUGGUGUGCAACCAGACGCCGCCGGUGGGGGACAAGCCCUCCCUCAUGACAUUCAGGGAGGUGGAGACCCUGUUCCACGAGUUUGGGCACGCUUCCCAGCACAUGCUGACUCAGCAGGAGGAGGGCCUCAUCGCCGGCAUCCGCGGAGUGGAGUGGGACGCCGUCGAGUUGCCGAGCCAAUUCAUGGAGAACUGGUGCUAUGACAGGCAAACCCUGGACGGGUUUGCGCGCCACUACGAGACCGGCGAGAAGCUGCCGGAGGACCUGUACCAGCGCCUGUUGGCCGCGCGGACCUACAGGUCUGGCAGCAUGACCCUGCGCCAGGUCCACUUCGCGCUGCUGGACCUCGACCUGCACACCAAUUUUGUCCCCGGGCAGGGCGAGUCCAUCUUCGACCGGGACCGCAAGGCGCAGGACCGCUUCCUGUGCGGGUUUUCCCACAUCUUUGCCGGUGGAUAUUCUGCAGGGUACUUCAGCUACAAGUGGGCAGAAGUGCUGUCUGCCGACGCCUUUGCCGCCUUUGAGGAUGCGGGCUUGGACGACGAGGCCGCCGUGAAGGAGACUGGACGCCGCUUCGCAAACACUGUGCUGGCCCUGGGAGGGGGCCGUGCUCCUCACCUCGUGUUUGAGGAUUUCCGCGGGAGGCAGCCCACGGUGGAUGCUCUGCUGAGGCACAACAACCUUGUCACUGCUGCUUAG
Messenger RNA from Auxenochlorella protothecoides, 2121 nucleotides. Its product is annotated as Oligopeptidase A. The record is from RefSeq and is a predicted model, not a curated record. Lineage: Eukaryota; Viridiplantae; Chlorophyta; Trebouxiophyceae; Chlorellales; Chlorellaceae. The transcript has 15 exons. Bases 1 to 2121 code for a protein of 706 amino acids. Gene Ontology annotation, biological process: peptide metabolic process; proteolysis. Gene Ontology annotation, molecular function: metalloendopeptidase activity.